Messenger RNA from Chlamydomonas reinhardtii, 1610 nucleotides. RefSeq lists its product as uncharacterized. NCBI's taxonomy places the organism in Eukaryota, Viridiplantae, Chlorophyta, Chlorophyceae, Chlamydomonadales, Chlamydomonadaceae. The transcript is spliced from 3 exons. The record is from RefSeq and is a predicted model, not a curated record. Bases 741 to 1067 code for a protein of 108 amino acids.
UUCGACCAGCCAUGCACUUCUGCUCUGCCACUGCAAACUGUCUGCCGUCUGCUUGGGGUAUGGGCGUCAGCUGCACCUUACGGGACCUCGCCAACCUGCGCCACCUGGGCCUAAACCCUGUCCCAUCACAAAAAAAUGAGAAGACAAAAUGAGCAGAGAAUGGACUUGGAGCCAGGUGCGCUACGCCAUUCUUAAAGCACUGUGCGCUCCCGGCAGUGCUUCACAUUUAGGACAUUUGCGCAAGGAUUUGGGCGCAGCGAAUGGAAAGACCGCAAAUGGCAUGAUUACGCUACUUUUUCCUAGCCGACCGCUGUUCUGCCUGCUGCGCUCAAUAUGACAACCAGUAUGCUCUCCCGUUCCAUGCAGUGCUCUGCUUCGGCGCCUUCCGGCGCCAUUCCCCGGCGAUCCAUCGCGCGUUCGCGGCCCGCGGCUCGCGUUGUGCGGACUAGCUCUGGUGCUGGAAACAGCGGCAUGCCUCCGCCCCGCGCUCGUGGCCACGGGGGCGCCGCCGACGAGGAGCCCGAGAACGAAGACCCCACGGUUAAGGCCGCCAAGAUUCAAGCGAAAGCAGCUCUGGUCCUGGGCGGCGCGAUGUUUGCUGGCUUCUUCGUGCUGGGCAGCGCGAUUUUUGCUGGCUCCUUCGUGCUUGCCGACGCCCUCCGCGGCGUCCCCGCUGGCUUUCGGUCAAGCUGAGCGGCCUACUCAAGAGCCUGCGCACGAGCCUACUCGAGAACGGUCCGAUGGUUGCUGCUGGCCUGUUCGCCCUGCUUGCCUUCCAAAAGGCCCCGCGCAGCUGGCGCCGUGAACCCUGGUGUGAGGGCUUCGGGUCCGCGGCAUCCAGCAAGGCGCUCCCAACCAGCGCAACCUGCUCCUGGCCCGGCAGCGGCGCCUCCGCCACGGCCAGCCGCCAAGCCACACGCUCGGCCACAACCGCUCCGGCCAGGCGUCGCCCGGGCCGCCCCCGCCCGUCAUGCGGGUGGUCCUCACGGAGACGGGCGACAUGCGCAGCGGGGCUUGACUGUACUGCGGCCGCGGUGGGCGGAGCAGCGACCCAUGAGUGCCGAUGACAUGGCGGCGUCGGGGAGCUUGAGGAGGAAGCGCAGGCGACGCGGGUGGCAAGCUAGGGGUGGGGUGUGUGGGGACUCGGGAGGCGGGCUAGGUAGGACGUAGGAUGCUGGCGGUGGGAGGUAGGCAAUAGGAGGUGUACGAUGUGUGCGGCCCAGUGUGGCAGGUGCGGCGUGUAUGUUACGUGUCGCGUCGUGUUGCCGUUGGUGAGCCGCUGGGCGCGUGUCGGGCGUGGGACAGGAGGACGGAAGACGGGGUGGAUGCUGCCGGGUGGCGAGGCAGAUCGAACGAGGGUGGAGGGGUGUUGCUGCGCUGGCUCAGAAGUGCAGUGUGCUUCGGGCAGGGAGCGGGCGGCCGAGAGCCUGCUUGGCGGCGUUGCUGUAGUACCUUGUUGGCGAGAUGCACCUUCUUGAUCUUGACCCGUCUCUUGGCCCGUCUCUUUGACUAAAUGACUUGACUAGCUGACUUGACUUGACCAGGGCCAAGAUUGGGAGGGCGCAGCGGGUGAAGUCGGCGUGAGCUGUGUGUGGGUUACCGCAUGCAUC